UUCAAAUAUAACAAAACAAGAGAGAGACUGCAUUUUUUUUUUUUUUGAUGGAGGAAGUAAAGAAGAUGGAUUGUAUAAAGAAGGCAAUGCCAUUCAUCUUAGUGAUAUUGUUACAAGUAGGGUUAGCAGGAAUGGACAUUCUCACAAAAGCUGUGCUAAAUGAAGGCAUGAGCAAUUACGUCCUUGUCGUCUACCGUCAUGGCAUUGCUGCCAUCGUUAUGGCCCCAUUCGCCUUCUAUUUCGACAAAUUGGUGAGACCGAAGAUGACACCGAUGAUAUUCUUCAAGAUAACACUCCUUGGUUUAUUCGAACCAGUGAUCGACCAGAACUUGUUUUGUUUGGGGAUGAAAUACACCACGGCUACAUUUGCAACCGCCUUAUACAACACUUUACCCGCAGUUACUUUUAUCCUCGCCUUAAUAGCCAGACUCGAAAAAGUAAAACUUCGAAGUAUCAGAAGUGCAAGUAAGGUGGUUGGGACAGUGGCUUCAGUUGGAGGAACCACGCUUAUGACACUUGUCAAAGGUCCACCUCUCGACCUCUUCUGGACCAAAGGACCCUCUGCGCAGAACACAUCCGGGACUGAUAUUCACAGCUCCAUCAAAGGCGCAGUUUUGGUUACAAUUGGUUGUUUCAGCUAUGCAUGUUUCUUUAUCCUCUUUGCGAUCACGUUGAAAACUUAUCCAGCCGAGCUCUCACUCACAGCAUGGAUAUGCUUAAUGGGAACAAUAGAGGGAGCUGUUGUGGCACUAGUCAUGGAAAGGGGAAAUCCUGGCGCAUGGGCCAUUGGUUGGGACAACAAACUUCUCACAGUCACAUACAGUGGGAUAGUGUGCUCAGCGCUUGGUUACUACAUUGGAGGACUGGUGAUGAAAACCAGAGGUCCUGUGUUUGUAACAGCUUUUAGUCCUCUUUGCAUGAUCGCAGUAGCGUUUAUGUCGAGCAUUAUCUUUGCUGAGCAGAUGUAUCUCGGAAGGGCUCUUGGUGCGGCGGUUAUAUGUGCAGGAUUAUACCUUGUGAUAUGGGGCAAAGGCAAAGAUUACAAAUAUGCUUCUUCCGAGCCAGCACAAACAAAACUAGAACUGAGCGGAAACGAGAAAGAUAGUGUUGAUCAUGAAAUCAUUAUUAUCAACAAGUAACACAGGAAAAAAAUGGUUAGCUUGUGUCUAACUCAAUAGUAUCUACACAAAUGUUUGGCAUGAAAGAGUCCAAAUAUCAGUUUCUUUGCUGCCCAGUGUGCCCACUAUGUUUAAAAGCAAUUGUAGAAUAGAAUUGCUAACUACCAUGUGGUGAAAAUAGCUAUCCAAUAGAAAUAUAAAUAAUAAAUAUGAUCAUUAUAGUAUAUUGAGUACACCAAGAUUGUUUCCAUACGUGUAUCAUCAUAGAUUGAAGUUGCCCCUUCUUUUUGAAAAUUAAAUGAUAAGUUUCUUUGGUGUUAAA
Thlaspi arvense is the source of this 1440-nucleotide messenger RNA. Lineage: Eukaryota; Viridiplantae; Streptophyta; Magnoliopsida; Brassicales; Brassicaceae. The record is from the annotation of a GenBank genome assembly.